Aphis gossypii (cotton aphid) is the source of this 9588-nucleotide messenger RNA. Its product is annotated as coiled-coil domain-containing protein AGAP005037. The coding region runs from base 380 to 5152 and encodes 1590 amino acids. Gene Ontology annotation, cellular component: cytoplasm. Lineage: Eukaryota; Metazoa; Arthropoda; Insecta; Hemiptera; Aphididae. The record is from RefSeq and is a predicted model, not a curated record. The transcript has 25 exons.
AGUGUUGAGCACCCAGACCGGCGAAGACCGGCUCGGCGCGCCCGCCGGGAUGAGGAGCUGUAGCGCAGCGGCGGCGGCGGCGAAACCGAUUCGUCAGUGAUCGUUGUCCGUCGGCAUAUCAGUAUAUGUGCGGGACCGGUUGCCGAGUGGGUCGUUUUCGCUCGCGGGUUAAGUGUAAAUAGUGCGUCCGCGUUUAGACGAAAUUUUUUCGAGAAUUUAUUUACGGUGUAGUGUUUUUAACGACGUUCGUUCCAAUCACACAAAUAUCGCUGGUGCGGCGAGGUGUACCGCAAAUUCAUCCUGCACCGAGCACAUAAUAAUUAUAGUACCUAUAACACGUCGCGUAUUACACCUCAGUGACAUCUCCUGAAAUAAUAUUAUGGGCCCUACGGUAGCGGCGACUACGACCGCGUCGGCGGAAUCGUCGGACGCCGACAACAGCGCCAAAAAGAAGGGCAUACGGCGGCUGCUGACGCCCGCCAUUUUCGCGGGCAGCGACCACAAGAACAAGCAGUCGGCGGCUCCGGCGGCGGACGUCGCGGGUAACACGGCCGUCCACAACCAUCAACACCGCCAACCAACCAACAGCAACCGACCGGCCUGCAACAAAAAGACCAUUAUCGAGACGGCGUUCGUCAACAACAACGGCAACGUCAACUCGGCAGGAAACGUGGCGUACCGGUUGCAGCAACAGCAACAGCAAGCGCAGCUGCAGCGGUUUCGGUACGCGCAGGGACUGGACCGGCAAGCGAACGACGUGACCGACUUCCGGUCCCGGAGCGUCAGUCCCGGUUCGUUCGAUCGGGACGUCAACGCCAAUUACGGCGGCGAACGUCGGACGGACAGCCCGUGCUCGAUGUUGUCGUCGUCGUCGACGUCGUCGCUGCUGCCCUCGCCAUCGGGCAGGCGGUCCGCUCCCAUAAUACCGUAUUCGCAGUAUUACAACAACAGGAACGGCGGUGGAGGUGGCGGCGGAGGUGGAGGCGGCGGCGGCGGUGGUCAGCAGCAAAGGUUGUUGCUCAUGCCCGUCGGUGCGCAGGUCAAGAUCACCGCGCCGCAAUCGUCUACUGCGGUGUACGCGGCCGCCGUCCGCCAACAUAGGAUGCAACAGCAACAGCAACACCAACAACAGCAACAACAGCAACAACAGCAACAGCAACAGCACGCCAUCUACGGUAACGUGGUGGCUGGCGCCGUGGGCCCGUUCGUCCGCGGGUCACCGCACCGGGCCACCAUCGGGUGCGUCCGGGAAUCGCCGGGUCGUCAGUCGACCAUUUACGAGACGGAAGAGGACGUCGUCACGGCUGCCGUGGCCGCGGGCGAGAAGAGGUUUCAGCCGAUUUUCAAAAGAGGCGCCCUGCAAGAGCCUGCCGCCCACUCGUCACCGGCCGCCGGACAGACGCCGCCGUCACCGUCGUCCGGUUGCAGCCCGAAAAGGGUGAGUUUCUCGCCGGGACCGUCCGAACCGCCCGCGUACUGGCCCACCAAGAAAGGUCCGUCCCCACAACCGCCCACCCGUCAACGGUCGACCGACUCGCCGGUGGUCGCGGAACGGCCACUGCCGCUCGUGCCCAAACGGAGCCCGUCCACGUCGGCCGUUUACGGCACGCUGCAGCAGCGCGGUGGCCCUCAGCGACCGCACCAGCAGCAGCAGCAGCAGCCGCCGCCGAAUCGUUGGUGGUCACCGUCGUCGCCGUCGCCGCUGCAUCAGCACUACCAACAGUCCGGCAGCGAGUCCGGUAGCGAGGCCGGCGAGGUGCAGCGAAUACUGAAUGUCAAAAACGGUCAUCGGCUGGUCAUCGACGAUGAUUGGAGUGGAGACGGAAAAACCAGAGGGGCCGCUGAACAAGCCGGUGAUGAACUCCGUCGCGGAAGAUCUUCAAGAAGAGAUGAUCCUCGGCGGCACACAUUAUCCGGUGAUCAACAUCACAACUAUCAACCGGCCCUGACUAGGUCUAUGGAUUUGGAGAUGGGAACGAAAAUGCAACGGAAAAAAUCUCCAGCGUCCAGGGGAGGAUAUCCACCAGCUACUGGGAUGUUAUUUGAUGACGAUCCAGGCAUAAUGUCUGAAGUUGAAACCAGUUCUACCGGGUUCCGAAGAGGUAACAAACAGAGAAGUUCAUUGCCGGUCGUCAGAACCCCAUCAAAAACUUUAGAACGACCAUUGGGUGACCCGAUGUUGAAUGACGAAAUGGCUUUCCGUAAUAUGAUGACUCACCCACGACAAAGUUUAGGUCUCGUAUUCUUGCAAUAUCGUAGCGAAACAAAAAGAGCGCUGUUACCAAAUGAAAUCACCUCAAUAGACACGGUUAAAGCGCUGUUUGUCCGGUCUUUUCCAAAACAACUCACCAUGGAAUACAUGGACUCGGCACUCGUCAAGAUCUACAUUCAUGAUUCAUCAAAAGACAUGUUUUAUGAGCUGGAAGAUCUCAGGUCACACCUAAACGACAUUCGAGAUAGGUCGGUGUUGCGACUUUUCGAGUCAGCUGAGGGUGGCCCUCUACCGCAGGGCCUCACGAUAGCCGCACCUACGUGGGACCAAGAUCAAUCGUACUUUAGCGAGCCGGAAUUCGAUUCGGAAUUUCAACAUCAACACAUACACAAAACUAAGGGUAGCAAAUGCACCAGUGGUGGCGCCCCCGGACAACCGUACUACAUAACCCAUCAGUUUCCGCCCGGGUCGUCGGCUACGCUACCCAAUAGGGGCCGUCCACCCACCGGGUCCAUACCGGCCAGAGCUUAUUCACCAGCCGUGCCUCCCGUAGCGGCCAACAAAUCGUCAGGGUACAUGUCAUCGCCGGAAAGAGCUAGUUCUAGGACCGGGUACACAGCUGCUCCAUACAUGUCUCCGGGAGGUUCUUCGUUUGAUGACAACUCGUAUUAUGGUUAUGGACCGAGAACCGGGUCUAUCACUCCCGUGAUUGAUGAAGAGACCAGCGACAACGAGCUCAUGGAAGACCCGUUUAACAUGUACGCCGCUAAACCGUCAUCAAUAACCAAAAGACCGACGUACGGCAAUCCACCGACCGUUCCCUACGACGCCACCAGGAUACGAGUAGAAAACAUGGAAAGACAGAUUGCUAAUCUAACGGGAUUAGUUCAGAAAGCUUUAACACACGCACCAGUUGUGGCACCACCGUUCAGAAAUGCUAGUGAUGAGUUCGAUAAGGUCUCCAGCGGAAGCACCACGUCUCUAGCAGAGGAACCAUACAAGCGGUCUGACACUAAACCUCCUAAACUCGGACGAGACAAAUCGGUUUCAUUUGAGAAAUCUGUAUCGUUCAGCGACGAGCCACCGGAUAUGAACUCGCCAAAACAACAUUCGCCGCAGAGUUCAGCGGACACGAAACCUGCGAAACCAGCAAUUAAAUCGUCUACAUUACCUAGAACAGCAUCUCAAGAAAAAGACAGAUUUAAGCCUCACCCUCCACCCAAGCCAUCCGCUAUACCAGGACAAUACGAUGAAAGACACUUAUACAGUGAUCUACAGCUGACACCAGAAAUGUACAAUCAACUCAGAGUUCUGCAGAAAAAAGCAAAAGACUUGCGGCAAGAAGCCCGGAACCUAAGAAGAAUGUCUCAAGCACAAGCCCACUCCAUUCGCGAAACUAUCAAAGACACGUUCAUAAAAAUAAGAACGUUGAUCGCUUCCGGCGCCGACCAGGCGUGGAGCGAAUCCGGAUCGAAGGAAAGGGCAGACGUUGACCGGGAAGAGGACAUUUACAGGCAGGAGAUUAUCAGGCUGGAAACGGACUUAACCGAGCUAGAGAGCACAGUGGAAGAACUACGAGGAAACGUCAUUAACAAGAAGUCCAGAGUAAACAUGUCGGACGUGGAAAACAUGGCGCUUGUGCUCAGCAAAUCCAGCAAAACGGUAGCCGAAUUGAAAUUGAGGUUCCCGAGUUUACAAGAGUCAAUUCGUGCAGUAUUGACUAAGGAAAUGGAUAGAGCGGUUACCGAGGAAAAGUUUCUUAAAGAAGAGCCUGAUCGCCUAGAAAGCGCACUCAAACGGUGUAAAAAAUUAACCGGAACGCUUGUUACACUCAAGAGGCUCGCAUCCGUUCAGGAACAACGUCUGCCCGACGCCAGACUGUCGCCCACCAACGAAGACACUCCACCGAUCACGCCUACGUCGUCCGCCAAGGGGAGUGUCGCUGGACAGGGGAGUGUCGUGGACCAGACCGGAACCGGAACCGACGACGGCAGCGGUGCAGGUGCUGGAAAGCGCGAGCCAACAGGUGCGGAGAACGCACUCGACACUCUGCUAGACGAACUCCAGACGACUCCGGCAGCGGCAGCGGCGACAGUGGCAUCAGUGAAAUCAGUGGUGACGGCGACGGCGUCAGUGGAGUCAGUGUCGGUGACGGAACCGACCACGGUGGCGGCAGCAGAGGCGGUGGAACCGACGACGGUCGCCGGUCCGGCGAUCCCGGUCGCUCCUAAACCGGUGUUGCGGCGUCUGAGCAGCACGUCUUCGGAGGCAGGUGGCAAACCGCCCGUGCCGGAACGGACGCCCGACCUGCAGAACAAGCGGAUGCCUCCGCCGCCGCCGCCGCGUACCAGUUCAAAGUCACCGGUGGCGUCACCGACCACGGCCGGCGGCGGUGCGGUGGGGGCCGCCACGUCGUCGCCCAGGGGCUCGGUGUCGUCGUCGUCGGCCGGCGGCAGCCCGCCCAGCCGGAAGGGUUCGCUGACCACCGUGGUGGCUCUCGGCGGUUGCGGCAAACCGCCGAUGCCCGAACCGCCGGUGGUGACCGCACAACCGCCGACGGUGACCGCUCCGGCCGGCGUCGCGACCACCACCAGACAGGAACAGUUGGAACAGCGGCACCAGGAACUGUUGAAGAAGCAAAAGGCGCUGCAGGAACAGUACACGCGGCUGCAGCAGUUGCAACGGUCGCAGCCGCCGCCCGACCUGCUCCAGCUCAAGAAGACGGGCAGCGAGGGCAACCUGCUGUUGAAAAUGGGGCUGUCCAUGAGCGCGGCCGCCCCCAUAUCGGGUUCGCUCACUCAACUGGCCGCCGCCGUCGCCACCGGAACCGCGGCCGACGUGGACGCCGAAAAGCAACGGUCGACCGGAAACAACAAGGCCGCCGCCGCCCCGUCGGCGACGAUGACCGUCAACAAAGUGUACGAGACGGACAUCAUAUGACCCACGACCGACGUCUGAAACGUGUUACAGCAAAUCUGAGCCAGUCGGUUGUGAGUUAUAUUGUUAUUGUUGUUGUUGUUGUUGCUGUUUGUAAUAUAAUGUACAAAACGUCGUUGUGGUGUCCGCCGUCACCGUCGCCACUGCCGCCACCACUGCCACUACUGCCACUGCAUUCGCCGCCGGAUUUCCGACACUACAAUCCCGUCUUCUCUGUCUUCACGCCGCCGUUUUUACUCUCGUAAUAAUGUUUUAUAUUUACUUUAAUUAUAUUUAUUUUUAAGUGUCGGAUGGGGUAACUUGACGAAAGUAGUUAGCGAGCGAUCUGAACACUACCGUAAUAUAUAUAUUAUAUACACACAAAUAAACUAUACUACUUUCGAAUACGAAAAACAACGACUAACCGAAUCUCGGAAACCGUUUUCUCUUGACCGAUUCAAAUACGAAUUCAACAUGUAAAGCAAAAACGAUAAAAUCACUUAAACAAUAAAAAAAAUGCAACUAUAUAUGUAACGUGCGUGUACAAGCAUUACGUCAUAAUACCGCCUUCCGACUAGUUUUUUAUUUUUCUAACGAUAGCGAUGACAUUUAUCCGACGUUAAAUAUCAAAUGCAAUAAUAUACCUAUAUAAUAUUAUGUAUAGAAAAACAGACAACGUUCUCCGUUUGUGGAUUGUCUCGAAUCGGAAAAAAUGUAAAUGUAUUUGGCUUUUAGUCAGCUCACAUGCUCAAUAACCCUGUAUAUAUUAUACGCAAUAUACAUAGUAAUAACAUUUGUUUAUCGAUUCGUUAAUAUGCAUAUUAUAUAGAAUAUUAUAUUGCGUGAAUACCGUUCCAAUCCAACGAGAAUCACUGUUAUUCUCGUUAGUAAUCCGCGAAAACGUAAUAAUACAUUGCGUGGCUGUUGUCUUUACGUUCGAAUUAUACAUAACAGUCAAUAUAUACAAUAUAUCAUAAUAUAGCCUGUAGUCAAACGCCACUCGUAAGCGUACAGGAGGUGCUCUCGUAAUGCGUAUCUAUAUAAUAUUGAAUAUUUAUGAGCGUGUACGCGAACUGUGUAAUAUAAUAUUAUUAUUAUCCUAUGUAUUGAUCUCUGCGGACCACGAACAGUCGAACGAGAAUUAUUUUAUUUCUUCUCAAUAUCACACUAUUAUUAUUCAUUCAUCACCACCCAAAACGUGUUCGAAUAUGAUUUUAACGAACAUGACGUUUAAAAAGUACCAACAAUAGUUAUUUUAAUAAUUUACUGACUCUACAACUGAACGUGAGUGUUCGUUUUUUGUUUUACUUAUUACUUUUUUUUCGCCAAAAAUCGUUCCUAAAUUAUUUAUAUCAUUAAUUUUGUUAUUACUGUUGUUGUUGUUAUACUACACAGUUUCCGCGUCGUGACGGUUAGGUUACACGCGCGCCGAUCGAAAAUCGAAAUUUCUCAGAUAGGGUAAUCACACGUCGAUCGUCUACUUUACGCUAUUAAAAAUAUAUAAUCGAUCAACGAUAUCAAUAUCACGACGUAUUACUUAUAACCCGAGUAGUAUACGUAUAAGACGUCGUCUUGAAUAACUUACUAAAACCGUUCUAUAUAGGUAACCGACGAAAUUCGCGUUUUCGAUUCCACUCGCGUCGUCUACACACUCGGGUUCGUUUUUAAUUUUCUACUAACUAUUUUAUCGCCGUAAACGGUUCGGUAAACGAACUCAAUAUUCGAUUCGAUAAGUUACGAUUUAUGUACGACGUGUCGUCAGUCGGUAUUUUUGGCGAAUUCUUUAAUGUUUUCGGGUUGGACGCCGUGAUAACUUGAGUUUUUCCACUCUACGCAAUUUAAUACGUAUAACCCAUUUAAUAUAACGUCUAUAAUAAUCAAUACACAUGGUUCUUAAUUUAUAUGUCCAUUUCAAAGUUAUAACCGCCGUCGACUUAAAGUAACGAGUACGUUGUAUUGACGUCAACUGGUAUAUUUUUCUCUAGGUACUUUUGGGAAUUGAUAAAAAAAAGAUCAUUUUUAUGACAACUAGUACGUGCCCUUAAAUUUCACUAGUGCGAUAGGUACUUCGCUGUAGAAAUUGACGACCCGACCUGAGGUCGAUUUAUACACACCCUACUACAGCCGUCGUACUGAACGCGUCCUGUUAAAAAAUGCUACUUAUACAGAUUAUUCGUGAAUAAUAAUUGAACAUAAUAUAAAUAAAAUAAAAUAUUUUCUCGGAUCAUCGUUAAACAUGACUGCAAAAAAAAAAUGGAGGAAAUUGGAACGACAAACUCCCGGUCUACAUGCCUAAAUGUUGAAGCUACAAUUAUUGUCUUAGUCUGUGAUCGGUGAUCACACAUAUAUCGUAUAAAUUCAAAUAUUUAAUAAUGCACCCGAAUUUUCGUAUUCAAAAUCGCUUUCUAUUCCGGACCGAUUUCUUACGCUCGUAGAACUUAAUACGUUUUCCGAUAUAAGUUUAUCGUACGCGUCCGCAAUGAGGAACGUUAUAAAUUUCACGAUAUUCAAACAGUUCCGGGGAUAACGAUUUCUCGUUCUCGAACCACACACACACACACAAACAUACUCACGCACAUUUAGUCGAACAAAUAUUAUUACACUCCACUUAUUUUAUUACGAGCGUAUCCGUACGCGUUUUUGUCAUUUUUGUAUAUUUUGUUUAAAUGUUAUAUUGUAAUAUAUAUAUAUAUUAUAUUAAUAUUAAUCGCAUACCCUAUGUGUGUUGGGCAUUUCUUUGCGAAAUUUGUCGCCUACACAUUGCUCAAUAAUGCGCGUUUAUCACGCCGCUGUAUGGCGAUAAAGCUGUGCGGAAUUCGAUAUUUUCUAAAAUGAAAAAUAAAAUGUCCAAACUUCAGGUGCGUGCCGUCAAUAUAACGGCUUAGUCCGGCAAAACUAUACGUUGGGUAGUUUUGUGGGGCACAGCUGUUGUCGGUUUCGAAAUUAAUUAUCAAAAUCCCUGUGACGCAAACAAAUGUUGUGUGUGCGCGCCUUCCUCCCCCUACCCCCCCGGUAACAUAAUACUGCUGACGACUUGUCAGUGAGUUUACUCAGACAACUCCGUUUCAAAAUAUCGUAUUAUAAUUCAAUACCGUUUGUAAUAGAUGUAGGUCUAUAAAGCGUUUCCCCCGAGCGAAACAGUACUUGAUCUUUCUGGUCUAAGCCGUACCGACGCUAUAAUAUUAUGUUCCUCGAUUUAACUGUAUAUAGGUAUAAUGACUAUAUUAUACGCUUACCUACAUAUUUAUAGAGAUAAAUAUAUGAUUUAUAAUUGUAUUAAUUGUAUAUUUACACGAUGCAAUGUUGCAUUUGUGUGAACGCGUGCUUUUCAAUAACGAUCGCUACUCAAAUUCACAAUCGUUAAAUUAUCCUUUUAUUUUCACACCGGUCGACGUGUAUUUUUAUCGUUAUGUGUAUGUACGCGGUGGAGCGCUAAAACGGCCAAUUUUCAAAAGCUCAAUUAGGUACACGAUUGAAAAAAAAAACUAUAAUGAGAAUGAAUUAUUAAUAUACCAGACCGGAGUACGUAACAUGACUAUUAUUAAAAAAAAAAAAUUACUUCCGUAACCGCCAUCUCUUUUUUUAUAUUCUCGUACAGGUAGUAACAUGCCGUCAAAUUCGAAACCGAAUUUUGUAAAACGAUUAUUUAUCGCAAAAGCACGUUUUUUAUCAUUAGAUGUUUAUUAAACGGCCUAUUGUUUCUUAAUUAAUAGUACUUAACUAACACACUUAAAACACUAUCGAGAAAACCUAGUUUUAAAAUCGGCCUUUUCACUGCCCCACUCAUCUGUACACAACAUGUAAUCAUAACACUGUGGGUAUGAAUUGGGCAGUUAUUAUGUCUAAUUAUUAUAAUUAUUACACGUCUGAAUUACCUAUGUCUUUACGCGUACAUUGAGCAAAUAAUAUCGUUUCAUCGACGAUUUGUAUAUUCAGCACACACACACUUACAUACAUGUUAUUUUAAGUCAUUAUAUAUUAUUACAUAUUUAAAUAUUUUAUAAUACGAUAAUUAUUAAUGUAUUUGAUUUGUAUUCAUUUCGAUUUAUUUAUUUUAUAACUAUUAUUAUUAUUAUUAUUAUUAUUAUUAUUGGUGUAAUAUAUAAAUUACCCGUCUAUAAGUGUAUUUAUUAUUAUAUUUGGUCGUUGUGCGAUUUUUUUUUUUUUUAUGCGUUAUUAUAUACAUAUAGAAAUUAUUAUUAUUAUUAAAAAAAAAAACAAAACUAUACAAUCACUGUUUACAUGUACAUUUUAAGCAUUACUAUUUAAAACAUAAAUAAAUUUACUAUUAUUUACGAACGCGAAGAUCGGCUGAGCGGCCAUUAUGCAAAUAAUGAAAUUUUACGCCACUGCGAGUUGUAAAAUAUAUAUACAAUAUACAUAUACAAUUAUAAUUAUUUAUUAUAUUUAUUAUUAUUAUUAUUAUUAUUCUUAAUAAAAAUAUCUACAUAUUGUUUGAA